Molecule: messenger RNA, 1104 nt
Organism: Melampsora larici-populina 98AG31
Lineage: Eukaryota; Fungi; Basidiomycota; Pucciniomycetes; Pucciniales; Melampsoraceae
Exons: 7
Coding region: 20-997 (325 amino acids)
Source: RefSeq, a predicted model, not a curated record
ACUUGGUCUUGUUACCAUCAUGGUCCAUCGAUCUGCUACUCACGCUGGGUCUUGGUACACCUCUUCCCCCAACAAGCUCAGGAAUGAGAUCGACACAUGGCUCGAAGCUGCCCAUCCUAAGGCUGAGACGACAGAGGAGACGCAAGACUGGCGAAAGGUCGCGAUGCCAGUGCCGAUCAGUAACUGUAAGGCGGUCAUCGCGCCGCAUGCAGGAUACUCGUAUUCUGGUUCGACUGCCGCUUGGGCUUAUAAGACCAUCGAUCCUUCUGUGAUUAAACGUGUCUUCAUCCUUGGUCCAUCUCAUCAUGUUUACCUUGAUGGAUGCGCACUGUCUGGAUGCGAGGCAUACGAGACUCCUCUAGGUGAUCUUGAGAUUGACGUACAAGUUACCUCUGAAUUGGUGCAAUCCGGCCUUUUCGAAGAGAUGGACAUCGAAACUGACGAGGCCGAACAUAGUAUCGAACUUCACCUUCCUUACGUGCGACACAUUUUCAAGGAUCAGACCAUCACCAUUGUCCCUAUACUUAUAGGAUCGAUAUCUUCUGAGAAAGAACUUAUUUAUGGCGAAGUAUUGCGACCCUAUCUCCUUUCACCGGAAAACCUUUUUGUCAUCUCAUCUGACUUUUGUCACUGGGGCUCGCGUUUUUCGUACACUUAUUAUAAAGACCCGACUCAAGAAAAUGAACCGGCUCGCAAAUUGAGUUCGAGUGCAUCUCCUCCAGCAACGCCAAUUUACCAAUCAAUCGAGGCAUUAGACCGGGAAGCGCUUAACAUACUUGAAAGUCUGUCUCAUUCGGAAUUCAGCCGUUACCUUUCUCAAACUAAGAACACUAUAUGUGGUCGACACCCAAUUGGUGUUCUCUUGGGAGCACUUCAAACCAUCACUGAGCCAGCUAAGUUGAAAUUCACUUGUUAUGCUCAAUCCAGUCAAUGCGUCUCAGCUCGUGAUAGUAGUGUGAGUUAUGCUUCUGCAUUUGUAAGUCUUGGAUCAUCUUAGACUGGUGUAGCUUGUGAUAUAUCCUUUUGAUACAUAUUGUAAGAUGUAAUUGUAAGCUUGGUUCCGUUUGAAAGAAAUAUUGAACCUUUUACAGUCUAACAGUGGCC